Messenger RNA from Yarrowia lipolytica CLIB122, 1410 nucleotides. RefSeq lists its product as uncharacterized. Lineage: Eukaryota; Fungi; Ascomycota; Dipodascomycetes; Dipodascales. The record is from RefSeq and is a predicted model, not a curated record. Gene Ontology annotation, molecular function: trehalose-phosphatase activity; alpha,alpha-trehalose-phosphate synthase (UDP-forming) activity. Gene Ontology annotation, cellular component: alpha,alpha-trehalose-phosphate synthase complex (UDP-forming); cytosol. Gene Ontology annotation, biological process: cellular response to heat; trehalose biosynthetic process.
AUGCCCAACGUGCUGGUCAUAUCGAACCGUCUGCCGGUGACCAUUUCCCGCGAGGAAGAUGGCACCUACAAGUACACAAUGAGCUCAGGGGGCCUGGUAACAGCGCUGUCGGGCCUCAAGCAGUCGACGACCUUCCAAUGGUUUGGGUGGCCCGGAUUGGAGAUCCCCGAAAAAGACAAGCCGCGACUCAUCAAUGACCUUGAGACCAUGUUCUCGUGCGUGCCCGUGUUCAUGGACGACGAUCUCGCCGACCUCCAUUACAAUGGCUUCUCCAACUCCAUUCUGUGGCCCUUGUUCCACUACCAUCCCGGAGAAAUGAAUUUCGACCAGGUGGCGUGGGAAGCUUACACACAGGCCAACCGGCUAUUUGCCAAAAAGGUGGCAUCAAUCGUCAAACCCGGCGACAUUGUGUGGGUCCACGACUACCACCUCAUGUUGCUACCCGAGAUGCUGCGUGAAGAGUGCGAGAACAACAGCGCUCUCGACGGCCUGAAGAUUGGAUUCUUCCUGCACACGCCAUUCCCAUCUUCGGAAAUCUACAGAAUUUUGCCCGUCCGAAAGGAGGUGCUGACAGGUGUGCUGUCGUGCAACCUCAUUGGCUUCCACACCUACGACUACGCUCGCCACUUUCUGUCGUCCGUCUCUCGAAUCCUGGAUCUAGAAACCAUGCCCAACGGAACGUAUUACAAGGGGCGUCAUGUCGUGGUAGGUGCGUUUCCUAUCGGUAUUGAUGUCAACAAGUUUCUCGAAGGAUGCAAACGACCAGCUGUUCAGGAACGAAUCGCACAGCUCCAGGAUAAGUUUAAGGGCAUCAAGGUGGUUGUGGGUGUCGACAGAUUGGAUUACAUCAAGGGUGUGCCCCAGAAACUUCACGCCUUUGAGGUCUUCCUGUCAGAACACCCCGAAUGGAUCGGCAAGGUCGUGCUGGUGCAGGUCGCAGUGCCUUCCCGAGGACUAGUGGAAGAGUAUCAGAACCUGAGAGCAGUGGUGAAUGAGCUGGUCGGACGUAUCAACGGUAUGUUUGGUACUGUCGAGUUUACGCCCAUCCAUUUCAUGCACCGAUCGGUGGACUUCAACGAGCUGAUUGCUCUCUACUCGAUAUCAGAUGUGUGUUUCGUGUCGUCUACGCGAGACGGAAUGAACCUAGUGUCGUAUGAGUAUGUUGCUUGUCAAACUGAGAAGCACGGAUCGCUGAUCUUGUCUGAAUUCACAGGUGCAGCUCAGAGUCUCAACGGAGCCCUGAUUGUCAACCCAUGGAACACCGAAGACAUGGCCGAGGCUCUGUACGACUCUCUGACUUUUUCGCCCGAGAAGAAGGCUGAGAACCACCGCAAGCUGUUCAAGUACGUUAGUAAGUACACCUCUCAGCAUUGGGGCGAGGCCUUUGUCUCCGAGUUGAAGCGGUGUUGA